AAGGCGUGACCUCAUCAUUAAGAGAAGUAAGAAGUUCCUGGUUUGAAGUGAAGAAGAAGAGAAGCAGCAUUAAACCAUCAGAGCUCUGAGAUGAAGCACACUUUGCUCUGCUUCAUCUUCCUCACACUCCAGGAUGGAAACACUGGUUUGGUCAAAGCACAAACUCUCACCCACAGAGCAGAGGAAGGAGGAAGCAUCACAGUUAAAUGCAACUUUUAUUUCCCUGGAAGCAGGAAACUCUUCUGUAAGGAAAAAUGUGAAGAUGGAAACAUUCUUGUUCAAACAUCUGAUGAUGCAGCUCAGAACGGCAGAUACAGCAUUAAAUAUGAAAACUCAAAUAAUAUUAUGUAUGUGAGCAUCACACAGCUGAAACAGUCUGACUCAGGAUGGUACAGGUGCUCUUUGGACAGAGUCUUGGUGACAGAUGGAAACUCUGAUUUUGAGCUGAUUGUCACAGAAGCUUCAACCACUUCAACACCAAACGGGACUCUGAGACCUUUUUCAGCUUCAGUGUUUCUCUCAUCAGCCUCCACACCACCAACAGCACAGAGUUUAAGCUCAACUUCAGGAAGCUCCACACCUUCAUCAGCCUCCUCUGGAAGUUCAGAUGUGCUGAUUUAUGUGCGUCUUAUUGUGGUCAUUAUCAUCAGCGCCUUUUUAGCAACUUCGUUGAUUUUCUACAUGAUGAAGAGGACAGCUAAACCCAGAGGACCUCCUGUGGAGUCUGAGCGUGCUGACAUCACACAGGGCAACAACGUAUAUAUAGAGAUCAGAGAGGUGGACAGACAGAGCAGUUCACCUCCUGCAGAAGUGUCCUCAACAGAUGCUGCACCAAAAACCUCCAACCAGAUGGAGAUGAAAACAAUAGACCUCUACAGCCUCUCCACCUCUCCUCACAACAAAGUACAUGCCAGCUCUGCCGACCACACCGCAGAUGCUUCACCUCCUCAUAUGUCCAAAAACAUCAGUAGUGAUGCUGCUGAUGAAAGCUUGGUGGCUAACAGAUGAACAGAAUCCAUACAACAGUAUAUUUUUCUGUUUAUGACCAUCUGUCUGUCAAACAAUUACACUGAAAGUAGUUUUUAUUACAGCUACUUUUAGUUUAGUUUAACAGAUGGUAUGACUGGCAGGCUGCUCCUGGAGCACGAUCCUUAAAUGUAGUCAGUAAAAAAGCUCCAGGUGGCUAACUUCAUCUAUUUUAUGUUAGUGUGUAUUUUACCAAACCAAUGGAACUCAGAUUAACUGCUGUGUCACCUGUUACUGUUGUCAUCAGUCAAACUGAAACAAACAAUAAAAAGACAGAAAAAAAAUUCUAAUGUAAAAAAUGUUUUUUUUAAUACCUCCACUUGUUGAUAUUUAACUUUUCAGCAUAACAGCGCUGAAGUUUCAGUUGAGACUGGAUGAAGGUCUGAAGUGUCUCCUUUUAUUUGUUCUCUAAAUAGUGUCAGAAACGUUGAUGUAGCAUAAAUAUGGAGAGAAGGUUUGCAAAUGUGUACGAUAUGAUCCACAACCGUAAAGUAAGAUUUACAAAUGUACACAAUGAUUGGUGUGUAACUUUGAGGACUCACAAAUAUGAUUUGUUUAGUGCAUGUUUUGUACAAUCAGUGUACAAAACAUGUACAGCGUUCCCUCGUUUAUUAUAGAUGUAAAAAUUUUCUGUAUAGAUGUAAGGCUGUAAAACCCCUCACUACACACUUUAUACACUUUUCUCAGACAGGCAUGAACAUUUUCACAUUUUCUCUUGUUUAAGCUCAAACCUUCGUAGAAAAAUAAGGGGUGUGAGUGUGGGGACUGGUAACAAAUGGGUCAGGAAUGGAAUGAAAAGGAAACCAGACAGAGGUGUUCAGUAUGUAAAAUAGUUUUAUUACAAAUAAUCUUAACUUAAAGAGCCGGCAAAGCCGUUUUUUACCAGUAAUGCCAAAAAAACAAAGGAAGUAGUCGCAGCAACAAAGGAAAAAAAAACUACCAAACAAAUAAAGGAGACACUUCCCGCUUCUCACACUUCUUACUUAACUCCUCGCCACGGGGAGACACCUGUGGGGCCCACAAGCCUGUAACUGCUCACCACGGGCAUGACAAACACGCAAAGGAGCCUUUCCAACACCUAGAAGAAAUUGUGUAGAGCAACAGGGGGAAAAACCAAUUCACACACAGGUCAUCCCCAGCUUAUAUAACCUCAGAGGUGAUUACUGACUGGGCCCAGAUGGUAAACGAGGCCAGUGAACAGCAGCUGUGUCCUGGGGAGAGAGAAGGGUGAGAGAGACAGAGGGGUAGGAGUGGCAAGAGAGAAGGAGGCGGAGAGAGCAGGCAAACACCCCACCCACAGUGUAACAUGUAACACCGGU
Messenger RNA from Haplochromis burtoni (Burton's mouthbrooder), 2345 nucleotides. Its product is annotated as triggering receptor expressed on myeloid cells 1. The transcript has 7 exons. Bases 91 to 1008 code for a protein of 305 amino acids. Lineage: Eukaryota; Metazoa; Chordata; Actinopteri; Cichliformes; Cichlidae. The record is from RefSeq and is a predicted model, not a curated record.